This is a messenger RNA of Paramisgurnus dabryanus, 2964 nucleotides long. RefSeq names its product tripartite motif-containing protein 16-like. Lineage: Eukaryota; Metazoa; Chordata; Actinopteri; Cypriniformes; Cobitidae. The record is from RefSeq and is a predicted model, not a curated record. Gene Ontology annotation, molecular function: zinc ion binding; protein binding.
UACAAUGAAGGUAAGGUGAUAAAGGCUCUUCUGGCUAAAUGUUGAUCAUUUGUGUUGUUAUGUUGCCCUCUUUUAAUAAUCUACAAACCUCCCACCUAUAACACUUUGACCCAGAUUCACAGACAAGACUUCAGCAAACUCCAGACUAAAAUGUUUGUGCCGUCUUAACUGAAAACAACUUACACUGACUGACCUUAAAAUAUUUCACUGUCAUUGUUUUGUGUCGUACUGCACACCAGUAGACUCCUGUUUUUAUCUGAGACACAUUUAAACUAAAAACUACUUAAAUGUCAUCAUUAACUAAAACUUAUUCCUGACUUAAUCUCUGUCUGUAAAACCAGCUCAUGUCUUUUUAAAUAUUAUAGCAGCUUAUGUUUGUUUUAAUGCAUUCAUUUAAAAUGUGUAUAAUCAAUUAUCUGUAGUUUAAACUUCUAUUUAUUUUUCUUUUCUAAAUGUGAAUUGUUUGUGUAAAUAAUGUAAACUAACUCACCACUAGAGGACAAACACUCACACUGACUUGAAUUUUGAAUCAGUUUAGUGACAAACAUCAGAGGGAUUUGAUCUGUUAUUCUCUUAUUUCACCACAAAAUUCACUCAUAUUUAUGGCAGAGCAUUUUCACAAAGGUUUGGCUACUCGAGACUGCGACUUUCUGUAUGAGACUGACAUCUAGUGGACUUGUUUAUUAUAUGACUGACAGCUGUUUGCACACGUUUCAUAAACACAACCAGGAAAUGAUUUGAGUUCAGAGAAACUGAAACUGUUGGGCUGUUGUGUGUUUAGUUUUAUUGUUUGUAAGUAAAUACGGUGAAAUGGCAGAAGCGAGUAUUUCAGUGAUUCAGGAUCAGUUCAUGUGUUCAGUCUGUCUGGAUUUACUGAAGGAUCCAGUGACCAUUCCCUGUGGACACAGUUACUGUAUGAGCUGUAUUACAAACUGCUGGAAUCAAGAUGAUCAGAAGAGAAACUACAGCUGCCCUCAGUGCAGACAGACCUUCAAUACAAGACCUGAUUUAAAUAAAAACACCAUGCUGGCUGAAGUGGUGGAGAUGCUGAAGAAGACAAAACUACAAGCUGAUCGUCCUGAUCACAGUUAUGCUGAAGCUGGAGAUGUGAAGUGUGACGUCUGUACUGAGAGAAAACACAAAGCUGUCAAGUCCUGUCUGGUGUGUCUUGAAUCUUACUGUCAAACUCAUCUUGAACAACAUGAAGCUUUUCACACAGGAAAGAAACACAAAGUGAUUGAUGUGACAGGAAGACUUCAGCAGAUGAUCUGCCCUCAACAUGACAAACUUUUAGAGAUUUACUGUAAAACUGAUCAGCUCUGUAUAUGUUAUCUGUGUAUGGUGGGGAAACACAAAAAUCAUGAUACUAUACCAGCUAAAGAAGAGAGGACUGAGAAACAGAAAGAAGUGAAGGAGAUGCAGAGAAAAUACCAGCAGAGAAUCCAGGAGAGUCAGAAGAAGCUUCAGGAGCUGAGAGAUGCUGUGAAGACUCAUAAGCGCUCUGCACAGACAGCAGUGGACGACACUGAGAGGAUCUUUACUCAACUGAUCCAAACCAUUGAGCGAAGACGAUCUGAGGUGACACAGCUGAUCAGAGAUCAGGAAAAGACUGCAGUGAGUGAAGCUGAAGGACUCUUGAAGCGACUGGAGCAGGAGAUUGAUGAUCUGAGGAGGAGAGACGCUGAGCUGGAGCAGCUUUCACACACAGAUGAUCACAUCCAUUUCCUCCAGAGUUUCCAGUCUCUCUCUGUUCCUCCUGGAUCUACAGACUCACUCAGCAUCACUGUCAGCUCUCUCAUCUCUUUUGAUGAUGUAGGAAAAUCUGUGUCUCAUCUGAGAGAGAAACUGGAGGAUUUCUGUAGAGAAGAGAGAGAGAAGAUAUUUGAUAAAAGUAAAGCACCUGAACCUGAGACCAGGGAGCAGUUCCUAAAAUAUUAUCAUCACUUCACUGCAGAUCCAAACACAGCACAUAAACUUCUCCGUCUGUCUGAGGGGAACAGAGUGAUUACUAACACUAACACAGUUCAGCCGUAUCCUGAUCAUCCAGACAGAUUUGCUGUUUGUUAUCAGGUGUUGUGUAGUGAGAGUUUGAGUGGACGCUGUUACUGGGAGGUUGAGUGGAGUGGUGAUGUGUUAAUAUCAGUGUCAUAUAAGAGCAUCAGCAGGAAGGGAGGUGAUGAGUGUUUGUUUGGAUUUAAUGAUCAGUCCUGGAGUUUGCGCUGCUCUGACUCCAGAUGUUCAUUCUGGCACAAUAACAUUGAGACUAAACUCCCUGUAGUGUUCAGAUCUUCUAGAAUAGGAGUUUAUGUGGAUCACAGUUCAGGAUCUCUGUCCUUCUACAGCGUCUCUGACACAAUGACCCUCAUCCACAGAGUCAACACCACAUUCACUAAACCUCUCUAUCCUGGGUUUUGGGUUUAUUAUGGAUCAGUGAAACUGUGUGAUCUAACAAUAUAGAUGAUACAGAGAGUCUACAAAUAAUUUUGUCAUAUUAUAAGUCUGAACAUGAUGAAUCAACAACAAAGAAAUAAUAAGUCUUUCAUUUUCUAAUUAGUAAUUUUAAAUAACUGAUUGUAAUGUUAUAUUUUAAUAAUUGUAUUUUGUCCUGUCAAACAGAGGUAGCUGUAUAGUAGUUAUUCACAGUUAAUAUUAUUCAUCUACAGCCGUUUAUUCUUUUAUGUGUACAAACAGCUAUAAAUAAAAUGUUAUACAAGACACUAAAAUGUAUGAGUUUGAAUUCGAAAUUAAUCUCGAUUCAAAUUUCACAUUUAGUUUGACAUUAGUUUAAUCCAAAAUGUACAAUGCUGAAUAUACAACUGUGGAUUUAUAGUAAACAUUUCUAACAAUAUGUUUAAAGACAAUCACUAAAGUUAAUAAAUGUCUGAAUUGCACAUUACUUAAAAAUAAUUACAAUAAAACCAUUAUGAAAAUCUGACUUUUUCUAUGUUAAGUGCUAUAAUUCAG